AUGCGCUUAACAGUUCUUUUGCUACUCGUUCAGAUCGAUAUAAUAAGUUCCUAUCGAUAUCAGAGAAAUCGUAAUGUUCUUGAUGAUGGGAUCAUUUGCACGAAAUCACUAUCUUGCGGGGAAAGACAAAGGGUUUACUUCGAGCAAAUGCGUCAAUCGGUUCCACAAAUCGAAGCGCUGAAACGUUUGGAAAUGAUUCGGUUGAAAGAUAGGGAUGUUCUACAAUUGCUUCAAUUGCGAGAGGAGCUUUGUGAAAAUGAUCUCGCAUUAGGAUUUAUCUUCAAGAAUUGGACCGGCGAUGAUCGAGCGUAUUGUGUCUGGAGUGGUGGCGGUUGGAGAUCAACGUGUGUACUCGGGCCAGAAAAUCUCUCGUCAACUUUCCCUUCAUCGAUCGCCCAUUCGAUCGACGACGACGCUUCCAUUGAUGUUGUUUUACCUUUCGCAUGGACUCGACUAAUUCGUGACGCAAAGAACAGAUUGGGUUGUUCUGGAUACAACAAGAGAUUGGAGAAAGAGUAUCGACCCAAACAGAUGGAGAUCUUCGUGUGUUCGAAGCGUUGCAUAUCUCUCGGCAUUGAUCCAUUCAUCGCUCCCUUCAUGUGGCUGCUCACAUUGUUAACGUUUAUGCUCAUGCUCUCCAAUCCACAAUGGGCCGGCCGAGCUUUGGAGCAACAUGAGGAAAUCGUGCAUAUU
Messenger RNA from Mesorhabditis belari, 693 nucleotides. NCBI's taxonomy places the organism in Eukaryota, Metazoa, Nematoda, Chromadorea, Rhabditida, Rhabditidae. The record is from the annotation of a GenBank genome assembly.